ACGGUCGUCGCGACGCGUGCACAAACGCUAUGUCCACGAGAGAAUGCUGAGUCUACAGAUCAUCAUCGUCGGAUCAUUGUUGCUUGCCGCCGGCGCCUCCGAUAUCCUCAACGUCGGUGGCAUCUUCGACAGCGAGAACGAAAACAAGAAAAUCGCGUUCGGUAGGAGCAUCGACAUCAUCAACAACAAUGGCGUGUUGAAGAAGUACAAGCUGCAACCGCUGCGGGAGCAUAUCGAGCCGGACAAUGCUCUGGAGGCUUCGCAAACGGCCUGCAGUUUACUCUCGGCUGGAGUCCUUGGCAUCUUCGGACCAGUUUCGGAGGAGAACUCUCAGGGAGUUCAAUCGGUGUGCGACACCAAAGAGAUACCCCACAUCGAGACCAGAUACGAUGCCAACCAAGUUCGGGACUCUUGCUCGGUCAACUUCUAUCCGCAUCCUUCGGUGCUUUCCCGUGUUUACGUCGAUAUCGUCAAAGCUUGGGAUUGGAAGAGCUUCACCGUUCUCUACGAAAACAACGAGGGACUCUCCAGAAUACACGAGCUUUUGAAGAUGUACGACAACAAAGGUUACACAGUUGUCGUCCGACAAUUGGAUAAAGGCCGCACAGGAAACUACAGGCCAGUCUUAAAAGAAGUCUGGAAAUCUGGAGAGACACACUUCGUCUUGGAUAGCACCAUUGAGCACUUGGAAGAAAUCUUGAGACAAGCGCAGCAAGUUGGUCUUAUGACCAACUUGCAUAACUACAUUAUUACAAAUAUGGAUAUGCACACCAUCGACCUUAACCCUUACCAAUAUAGCGAAACCAACAUUACAGGGAUUCGUUUCAUCAAUCCUGAAGAUAACGAUGUCAUGGAUAUGGCCAGUUUUUUAGAAGAAGAGAAGGCUGCAAUGGGAAAAGAACACGAAGAAAACUCAUACAUAGCAGCAUGGAAAUUACAAGUAGAAACUGCUUUGAUGGUGGAUGCAGUGAAAGCUUUUGCUAUUGCCAUUUCCGAGCUACAAUCUGAUCAGAAAUUCAACGUGGAGCCUCUUUAUUGUAACACAACAGAUAAUUGGGGUUACGGCUACAGCAUAAUAAACAUCAUAAAAACAAACACCAUAAAAGGAUUAACCGGGCCCAUCAAAUUUGACAAUCAAGGAUUUAGAAGUGACUUUUCUGUUGAUAUCAUCGAAUUGUGCGAAGGUGGAAUCACUAAAGUCGGGAAUUGGAAUACAAGUGAAGGACUGAAUAUCACAAGAACGUAUCCGGUGAUGCCACCACCGGAUGAGCUUAGUUUACAAAACAAAACGUUCAUCGUUAUUACAGCCAUGACUGAUCCUUACGGCAUGCUCAAAGAAUCCCAAAGCAGUUUAACAGGCAACGACAGAUUUGAAGGAUUCGGUAUCGAUCUGAUCCAUGAAUUGUCUGUGAUGGAAGGUUUCAAUUACACGUUCAUCAUUCGCGAGGAUAAAUCCAAUGGAGCCAAGCAUCCAGUCACAGGGAAAUGGUCGGGAAUGAUUGGUGACCUAAUGGACUUUAGAGCGGAUUUAGCUAUCACGGAUUUCACAAUCACUUCGGAACGUGAGGAAGCUGUCGAUUUCACAUCGCCCUUUAUGAAUUUAGGUAUUAGCAUUUUGUUCAAAAAACCGAAGAAGGCGCCACCAAACUUCUUUUCGUUUGCUGAGCCAUUUGCCUUUGAGGUGUGGCUUUGGUUGGCCGGAGCUUAUUUCAUCGUUUCUAUUUCUUUGUUCAUAAUGGGAAGGCUUUGUACUAGCGAAUGGACCAAUCCGUAUCCUUGCAUUGAAGAACCGGAUUUUUUAAUAAACCAAUUCAGCUUGAGGAAUUCGUUUUGGUUUACCAUAGGAAGUCUUAUGCAGCAAGGAACAGAAAUUGCACCAAUUGCUGUUUCUACGCGUAUGGUAGCUGGUAUGUGGUGGUUCUUUACUUUGAUCAUGGUUUCUUCUUACACUGCAAAUUUGGCUGCUUUCUUAACAACGGAAAAUCCAGAUUCACCAUUCACAAAUGUACAUGAGCUUGUUCAAAGAGCACCAAAAGCUGGGAUCAAAUACGGAGCAAAGAAAAAUGGAGCUACUGCUAAUUUCUUCAGAGAUUCGGCUGUUGAAGAUUACAAGAAAAUUUAUGAUAACAUGAAGAACUAUGAGGAUGAAAUGAUGAUGAAAGAGAAUAAAGACGGUGUGACUAGGGCUGAAUCUGAGGAUGAACAAUACGCUUUCUUCAUGGAAUCCACGUCCAUCGAAUACGAGAUCCAAAGGCAUUGCUCUUUAACGCAAAUCGGCGGUUUGUUAGACGAGAAAGGUUAUGGAAUUGCUAUGAGAAAAGAUUCACCUUACAGGAAUAUUCUCAGCACAGCGGUGUUGAAAUUGCAGGAAUCUGGAAAAAUAGCGGAUUUGAAGAGGAAAUGGUGGGAAGAGCGACGCGGCGGAGGACAAUGCACUGGUGAAGCGGAUUCCCAAGAGGCAAAGCCUUUGAAUUUGAAGAACGUAGGUGGUGUGUUUUGGGUGACCGUGGGCGGAACGGUGAUGGCCUGCUUCAUGGUGUUCCUAGAAAUGGUGCUGCACGUAGCGAAGGAAUCGAUUAAGAGAAAGGCGACGUUCUUGGAGGAGUUCAAGGAAGAGAUAAAGUUUUAUUUCAAAUUUAAAGGAAGCGUGAAGCCGGUCAGGAUGCGCUCCUUCUCGAAGUCGCCUGAAGCAAGCGCCAAGUCGGCCGAAUCCUUCGGUGAUCUGGCCAUCGAGGUGCCCAAGAAGUCUCUGUCGAAAUGAACAGUUUCACAAUAAAUAGUACUAUUACUACAACUACAA
Molecule: messenger RNA, 2800 nt
Organism: Nicrophorus vespilloides
Lineage: Eukaryota; Metazoa; Arthropoda; Insecta; Coleoptera; Silphidae
Product: glutamate receptor ionotropic, kainate 2-like
Exons: 12
Coding region: 44-2761 (905 amino acids)
Biological process (GO): monoatomic ion transport; synaptic transmission, glutamatergic; modulation of chemical synaptic transmission
Cellular component (GO): postsynaptic membrane; plasma membrane
Molecular function (GO): transmitter-gated monoatomic ion channel activity involved in regulation of postsynaptic membrane potential; glutamate-gated receptor activity
Source: RefSeq, a predicted model, not a curated record